Molecule: messenger RNA, 290 nt
Organism: Paramecium sonneborni
Lineage: Eukaryota; Ciliophora; Oligohymenophorea; Peniculida; Parameciidae
Source: the annotation of a GenBank genome assembly
AUGUUUAGGGUCAUAACUUCAGUCAAUAUGACUAUUCUACAGACACUUACAAGGAAGCAAGAUAAGAUCUAAUUAAUAAGAUAGCAGGUAAUAAGGAGAUCAUUUGAUUUUAUAAAAUUCUUAAUUCAUUUGACAACCUUUGAUGAAAAUUUUAUUUAAUGUGGAUCGAAUGGACUAAAUUUAUUAAUAAGUAUGAAGGUCGAUCUGGCAAAAUAAUGCUUUUAAAAUAUCAGGAUCAAGAAUACAUCUUUAUUUGGUGCUAAUUUGAUAAGAUGCAACUUGAGUGGAUC